AUGGCGGAACAGGACUCCCAUUCUUCUCUUCCGUCAGUGACGCAGGUGGAUGAUGCUACUCGCCCAAACGGCAGUCCUCAGCAGAUGGACAGCUGUCUUGAAGAUUCUGAUGAACUAUACGACUCUCUAUCAGAGAGUACGGAUGAAUACAUUCCAGAUUCCACUUGCGAAAGUGACAGCGACAGUGACGUCAGCCUUAAACCAGAUUUAAAGACAAAACAUCAGUCUCUUGACCGUAUGCUGGAUGUCUUAAUGAGAUCCCCUGUCUGGGACACCGCAACGUCGGACGACGUGACCUUUGACAGACAGAGCCUUACGUCUGAAGCCUCUGGAGCAGAAGAAGAAGAAGAACCCCGUCCGAGUCAGAAAGUAAAAAACAAUAUAGUUGUCAGCGCGUGCCAGAAAAACGGUGAAAAGAGAGUGUACGACAGGAGAAACUAUUGCUUGUAUUGCUGUAAGCCCCAAGCUAAGAUUGCGAGGCACCUGCAACGUGCGCAUGAGAACAAUUUUGAUGUGGCUAAAGCUCUGAGCUUCCGAAAGGGUUCCAAGGAGAGGAAAAAACAUCUAGAUUACAUCCGCAACCAAGGAAACUACGCGCACAAUGCCGCAGUUAUGGAGUCCGGAACCGGGAAACUAGUGCCAUUUAAGCGCCCCCCUAAAGAAGUGCAGGCGAAUGACUUCAUGCAUUGUGCGUACUGUCAAGGACUUUUUAUAAGAAAGGUCCUUUGGCGACAUAUCCGUAGUUGUAAACUUAAACCUGGAUCGGCCGCCCCCAAACCAGGAAAGAACCGUGUUCAGUCUAUGUGUACAUACACUGGGCCUGUGCCUUCACACAUAACUAAACAACUGUGGGGAGUAAUCAGCGCCAUGAAUCCCGACCCAAUCACAGAUAUACUUAAAAAUGAUCAAGUCAUCACUGAAGUUGGGCAACACUUGUUAAAUAAAGGUGGGACGUCCGCCAAGAAUCAGCAGGGGGUGCGACAGAAGAUGCGAGAAAUGGGAAGGCUGAUUCUCAAUGCCAGGAAAAUCACCAGCAUCAAAAGUAUGGAAGAUACCAUAAAUCCAAGGAAGUACAUGGAGACGGUCAAAGCUGUCAAGUUUACAUGUGGGUAUGACAGUGAAACAAGCACGUUCUUGAUUCCAUCACUAGCAACCAAACUUGGAAAUUCCCUGACCAAAGUGAGCAGACUCUUAAAAGCUAAGGGUUUAAUCUCAAACGAUAAAGAGCUCGUGAAGAAGGCCAGUGACUUUCAAGAUGUUCAUCACGUGAAGUGGAAUGAGAUGAUCUCAGCUACAGCAUUGAGGAACAUCAGGGAAGCAAAGUGGAAUGUUCCCACUCUCAUGCCCUUCACGGAAGAUGUCCAAAAAUUGCACGCAUAUCUCAGCAAGGUGCAAGAUGAGUGGUCUAAAUUACUAUCUGAAAGCCCCUCUACAAAAGCCUGGAUGGAGCUGUCAAGGGUGUGUCUGGCCCAGAUCAUUCUCUUUAACCGACGCAGGGAAGGAGAGGUUGCGAGCAUGUCCUUAACUGCAUUUUCAUCAAGAGACACUUCUGAUCCACAUAAGGAUGUUGACUGGGCACUCUCUGAAGUGGAAAAAAAACUCUGCAGACACUUCUCAAGGAUUGUCACCAGGGGAAAACGUGGUCGCCCGGUUCCGAUUCUUCUGACUCCAGAAAUGCUGUGUGCAUUAGAACUCCUUGUUAAGCAGAGAGAAGCUUGUGGGGUUCUAAAAGACAACCAUUAUUUGUUUGCAAGACCAGAAGCUUUGACACAUUUCCGAGGUUCAGAUUGCAUUCGUGCCUUUGCAAACCUGUGUGGUGCAAAGUGUCCUGAGUCACUGACAUCUACCAGACUGCGAAAGCAUGCCGCAACCCUUUCAACGGUGCUGAACAUGACGGACAGUGAGAUGGACCAGCUGGCCAACUUUCUUGGACAUGAUAUAAGAGUCCACCGUGAGUUCUAUCGACUCCCUGAGAAGACCCUGCAACUUGCCAAGAUCAGCAAAGUUCUAAUGGCACUCGAGCAAGGAAGAUUAGCUGAGUUUCAGGGCAAGAACUUGGAUGAAAUUUGGAUAGGUCCAGAUGAAAAAGUUCAGGACUGUGAUGAGGAAGACAAGAGCAUACAGGAGGGACACUCUUCAUCCAUUAUUGAUGUACCUUCAGCUGAGGAGACACUUCCUACCACCGAAAGAAAUGAAAUGACACCACCACGACCCAAGAGACGCAAACCACCAUCAUCAGAAAAUGAGAUAGCUUCAGAAGUCAGCGCUAUAAGACCUUCAUCCAAUGGUGACGCUGCCCGGAGGAAGAAAAGACCCUGGCAGCAGAUAGAGGUGGAAGCGGUGGAGAGACACAUGCAGCGUUUCAUCACAUCUCAUAUUGUACCAGCAAAGAGAGACUGUGAGAAGUGUCUGAGGGCCGACCUAGACGCUCUGAAGAACCGCAACUGGCAGCACCUGAAAUUCUACAUUUAUAACCGCAUUACGGCCUUGAAAAGAAAAUUGCAAUGUAAAUAGCGUGACGAUAACCAAGUCUCGCUGCAGAGUCUUUUAGUUUGGCCCCUGACUCUCAUUAGAAUUCAGCCUGCUAGUGGAACCUGUAAACUCUGGAUCUAUACUCCGCGGUGUCCCCGGUGUAGCCUGCUGCUGCCUUUCCGCUUGAACCUUGCAUACUCUUGUGCCCCCGACUCUGAUUCCUGCUGCUGGUGCCUCUCAGAGCAGAGACCAACUCUUACUGUUUUUGGAUGAUCGUUUUAAUCACCUGACACUUUGGACACUUUUUUGGACUUGGAUGACCCUUCACCCCAGGCUACUGAUGCACAUGACCUUUAGUUCUGCUUUCCCAGCAACUGGAAAGGUCAUUACUUAGGGUUCAUCGCCUUGUUUUUAGUUUUUAGUUUAUUUUUUUAAACAUAUUUUUUAUUGAAGCAAUAUGUUAUACCAUCCACAUUGUACAAAAUUAUCGUAGAACAUUACAUUUAGAUACAGAAAGUAUUGUUGGCAAUUACUUGUGUAUUCUAUGGAGGUUACAGGUUCUAAUCAUCAUUACAAAUAAUAUUUGCCUAGACAUAAAGAACCUUCAACAUCCAAUAACACAUCAAAAUUAAACAAAUAGGAUUUUAAAUACCUACCAGUAAAUCCUUUUCUCAUAGUCCAUAAGGGAUAUUGGGGACAGAAAAGUACGAUGGAGAUGUCAGAAAAAGCUUCCAGAACGGGCGGGAACGUGUGGAGACAACUGCAGCACCGCCUGCCCAAACUGGGUAUCCUCUUUG
This is a messenger RNA of Pseudophryne corroboree (corroboree frog), 3269 nucleotides long. RefSeq lists its product as uncharacterized. Bases 1 to 2514 code for a protein of 837 amino acids. Lineage: Eukaryota; Metazoa; Chordata; Amphibia; Anura; Myobatrachidae. The transcript has 5 exons. Gene Ontology annotation, biological process: DNA recombination; DNA integration. Gene Ontology annotation, molecular function: DNA binding. The record is from RefSeq and is a predicted model, not a curated record.